AUGGUGAGGCUCGCUGGAACGCGCUACAUCCGAUAUGUCGUGGAAGAAAUGAACCCCCUAACAGCAUGCAUUGUUGGUGCAUUUUUCAUUACGGUGCCAUUCAUAAUAUACACGUCGAAACCAUCCAGGGACCUGUCAUUACUCAAUUCGUAUCAGUUAACGGACACUAAAGUGGACUCCGUCUUUUCUAGUGGCUGUGUGGACACACGUGGGUAUCUGGCGGACCCCAUGUACAAGAAACAGAAUGCUACUUUCGUGAUGCUGACAAGAAACUCCGAACUGGACGAUGUUCUGUCCACUAUGGCCAGUGUAGAGGAACACUUCAACCAGUGGUUCCAGUAUCCGUACGUGUUUUUAAACGAUAUGGAAUUUACGGAACAGUUCAAAAAUGCUGUAAAGGAGCACACUCGUGCAAAUGUGACAUUUGACAUCAUUGAAUCCGCAGAUUGGGAAUUCCCGUCAAACGUACCGAGAGAAUUACUUCAUGAGAAUAUCGAAUUGCAAGGUGAUCGUGGGAUCCUGUACGGUAGUAUGGAGUCGUACCAUAAAAUGUGUCGUUUUUACUCUGGGAAAUUUUACCAUAACAAGUACGUUAAACAGUACGAAUGGUACUGGCGACUGGAGCCCUCCGUUCAAUUUUUCUGUGAUCUUUCCUACGACCCAUUCUUUGAAAUGAAGAAGCACGGCAAGAAGUACGGGUUUACGAUAAUGAUCCCAGAGCUGUACUGGACGAUCCCGAAUCUGUUCCGGACAACAUUGAGCUACCUGAGAGAAUACAACCUGACUGUGGGGUCCCUGUGGAAAGUGUUUACGUCUGACAACUCCGUUGUGUCCAUUGACGAUAAAGGCGACGCAUACAUGGACAAAUUGAUCAAUUACGAGCAUGACACAAUGGCCAGAGUCUCUGAGAAGAUUGCAAUACAGUAUUUCUUGGAGGAAGGUUUCACGCAGGACAACGAUGCAGGGAUGCAAUCUCUGAUCGACAGGGCUAGAAGUCCGGUCCCUAUUGUCACUGAUAAAUUCGAUAACAUGGAGUACAACAUGUGCCAUUUCUGGUCUAAUUUUGAGAUCGCGAGAGUGGACGUUUUCAAUAACCCGGUUUACCAGGGUUACUUCGACUAUUUGGAGGACCACAACGGGUUCUGGAGUGAACGGUGGGGGGACGCCCCAGUUCACUCUCUGGGUCUCUCCCUGAUCCUUGAUGUCGAGGACGUCCACUAUUUCCGGGAUAUAGGUUACAAGCACUCCACGCUUCAGCACUGUCCAAAGAAUGCAUUGAAUCUGUACCAGUUCCCCUACUUGGAGGCAGAGAAAAAGUGGGCUCGACAGGGGUCGCGAGCGUACUACGACGUACCGAAGCCCGCUGGUACAGGGUGUAGGUGCAGUUGCCCCAAGGAGCCCAGAAGAGAAACGGAGGAUGACCACCCGUACUGUCUCAACCAGUGGUUAUAUUACACGCACCUCGAAGACCCGAGCGAACCCAGGAAGCCCAAAUUCAACCUGACUGAACUGACGGGUGUCAUUGAAAAGGAUUUCCUGAGACAACACAGACCCAAUUAUUAG
Messenger RNA from Huiozyma naganishii CBS 8797, 1563 nucleotides. It is a transcript of the gene KTR5, whose product is annotated as putative mannosyltransferase. Gene Ontology annotation, molecular function: alpha-1,2-mannosyltransferase activity. Gene Ontology annotation, cellular component: Golgi apparatus; membrane. The record is from RefSeq and is a predicted model, not a curated record. Lineage: Eukaryota; Fungi; Ascomycota; Saccharomycetes; Saccharomycetales; Saccharomycetaceae. The transcript has a single exon. The coding region runs from base 1 to 1563 and encodes 520 amino acids. Gene Ontology annotation, biological process: protein N-linked glycosylation; cell wall mannoprotein biosynthetic process.